AUGUCUUUGGAACAAACAGCUUGUGAUGACUUGAAGGCUUUUGAACGUCGAUUAACAGAAGUUAUAGCAUGCCUUCAACCAGCUACCAUGAGAUGGAGAAUACUUUUGGCAGUGGUUUCUGUUUGCACAGCCAUAGCAGCAUGGCACUGGUUGACAGAUCCUCUCACUCCAGUGGUAUCACUCACGCAGUCUCUCUGGAACCACCCAUUCUUUGCUUUUACCUCAACAUUCUUAGUUUUGUUAUUCAUGAUGGGAGUGCAUCGUAAAGUGAUAGCACCAAGUAUAAUAACAGCUCGCACACGCUCUGUGCUAAAUGACUUCAACAUGUCCUGUGACGAAACUGGAAAGUUAAUAUUAAAGCCAAGACCAGCAAACACA
Messenger RNA from Iphiclides podalirius (scarce swallowtail), 378 nucleotides. The record is from the annotation of a GenBank genome assembly. NCBI's taxonomy places the organism in Eukaryota, Metazoa, Arthropoda, Insecta, Lepidoptera, Papilionidae.